CUUCGAGAAAAACAAAAACAGUCGCGAGCGUCGGGGCGCGCGGCGCCGCUCGGACCGGAUCGCGGUAACGGCGCAGGCGCAGCCAGGCCGGGCCGGGGCGGGGGAGGGGGUGUAGCCAGGGCUGGGACCCAGUGACCGGUCGGGCGACGAGCUUCGAUCGCCUCCCGUUUUCUCCUCCCUCCCUCCCUCCCUCCCUCCUUCCUCCCUUCCCUUUUGGUCGCCUUAUAAUGGAGCAAUGUCUCAACGUGGAGAGGGAGCUGGAUAAAGUUCUGCAGAAAUUCACCUCGUACGGGCAACAUUGCGACCGGACUCUGGAGGAGCUGAUCGAAUACACGAGCGGUCUGAGGCAAGAGCUGAGCCAGACCGGUGGUCAAGAUGUUGAGUUAUCGGGGACCUUAUCGCUUGUUUUGUCUCAGUGUUGCAAAAGAAUAAAGGACACAGUUCAAAAACUGGCCUCUGACCACAAGGACAUUCACUGCAGUGUUUCACGUGUCGGGAAAGCCAUUGACCGGGUCUUUCGGCAUGUUUCUCCAUUCUUUAUACUUACAUUUGAUGCCAAAUACAGCUCCUUUUAUCCACGAAUGGGACAGAAUUUUGCUACUAAUCAGAAUUUUGAAGCUGAUAUCAGUGGAAUGGCAAUAGAAGGAUGCUGGCAAACUGAUAGCCAGCUACUUCUCAGUGAAGUGAUGGUGGAACACUUCUUCAGACAAGGGAUGCUUGAUGUGGCAGAGGAACUCUGUCAGGAAGCUGGCUUGUGUAUAGAAGGAAACCAAAAGGAACCUUUUGUGGAAUUAAAUCGAAUUCUGGAGGCACUCAGAAUAAGAGAUCUAAGGCCUGCAUUAGAAUGGGCAGUUUCAAACCGUGAGAUGUUGAUGGCACAGAACAGUUCUCUAGAGUUCAAACUUCACAGACUAUUUUUUAUAAGUCUGUUAAUGGGCGGUACAGAAAAUCAGAGGGAAGCACUUCAAUACGCAAAGAACUUUCAGCCAUUUGCUUUAAAUCACCAGAAAGAUAUCCAAGUGUUAAUGGGAAGCCUUGUCUACUUGAGGCAGGGAAUAGCAAACUCUCCCUACGUGCACCUCUUAGAUUCUAACCAGUGGGCUGAUAUCUGUGAUAUCUUCACCAGGGAUGCCUGUUCUCUCCUUGGUCUUUCGGUAGAAUCGCCUCUGAGUGUCAGUUUUUCAGCAGGGUGUAUUGCUUUGCCAGCUCUCAUAAACAUUAAGGCGGUCAUUGAACAGAGACAGUGCACUGGAGUAUGGAACCAGAAAGAUGAGUUGCCAAUUGAAGUCGACCUUGGUAAAAAAUGUUGGUAUCACUCAAUAUUUGCCUGCCCAAUUCUUCGACAACAGACUACAGAAUCCAAUCCACCAAUGAAACUUGUAUGUGGCCACAUAAUCUCCAGAGAUGCUCUAAACAAAAUGAUCAAUGGAAGCAAGUUAAAAUGCCCAUACUGUCCAAUGGAGCAAGCACCAGCAGAUGCCAAGCAGAUUUUCUUUUAAAGAUACUGUGAUUUGAGAAGUGGCUUUGAAAUUUCGGGCAGUGCAAACUGCAGCAGUUUAUUGUUCUGUUGGACUAAUGCUUACUAAAUUGUAGAGCGGUGUUUACAUGCCGGUGUGUAUUUGAGAAGGAGAAAAAAGGAAAACUACUGGAUAUAAAUUAGUUGCAAUAGGGCUUUUGAACUUGAUCUUGAUAUUUGAUCAAGUGGAUACACCAGCAGUCACCAUUUCAUGCAGUUAUUUUAUAUUGAGAAUACUAGCAGAGCAUUUUUUUAACUUAAAAGAAUAUGUAAUCACAAAUGAGCAAUGCAUUUGAUAUGACUCUUCAUAAUAUUGUCAUUAUAUGAGUUAAAUUUGAUUUUUUUUAAAGUUAUCAAUGUGAUCUUUUACUCUUUAAAAAUAUAGAAAAACUGACUAUGAGUAGACAAUAACUACUGGUAAUGUUUGCAUACCUUUCUAUGUUGGUUUGACUAGGUAGCUUUGAUAUAUUUUCACUUCUUUUGGUCAAAAUUUGACGUAAAGCUCAGCUCAAAUGUUGACUGAGCAUAUAUUAAGCUCCCAGGGUUUAUUUAAGUUUUUUGUAAAUUUAAACAGCAUUUGCAUAGAAUGUGGAUUAGUAAAGUAUUGGCAUGGGGGAAGAAUUGGUGCAUGAAGGAUAGGCGUGUAUGAUUUUUGCUUCAUGUAGACAAUUUAGUUACAUGUAUGGUACCAUGUCCAAUACAUAAUUAUAAAAUUGAAAAAUCUUAUUAAACACAAAUUGUAUACCAAA
This is a messenger RNA of Mobula hypostoma (lesser devil ray), 2265 nucleotides long. Its product is annotated as E3 ubiquitin-protein ligase RMND5A. Gene Ontology annotation, molecular function: protein binding; ubiquitin protein ligase activity. The transcript has 10 exons. Gene Ontology annotation, cellular component: nucleus; cytoplasm; GID complex. Gene Ontology annotation, biological process: proteasome-mediated ubiquitin-dependent protein catabolic process. NCBI's taxonomy places the organism in Eukaryota, Metazoa, Chordata, Chondrichthyes, Myliobatiformes, Myliobatidae. Bases 228 to 1499 code for a protein of 423 amino acids. The record is from RefSeq and is a predicted model, not a curated record.